CGAGAAAUAUCUAUGACCUCUGACCCAGGGUAGGGUUGUUGAAUUCACUGUGUCAUUCAUGUGUUAUUUUGUGCUUUAAAAUCCUCCAUUAUCGCACAAUUUAAAAACCAUCAACAAAAUCUUUCUCCUGGAACUGGAAGAAUAAAUAUACAGUAACAGAAUGCCUGAUUUCAAAAUGGUAAGAUCGCAAGGAGGUGGCAAAUCUCAGAGUGCUUACAAAGACAAGGAAAAGCCAGCUCUGAUCCGCGAAACAAACAUCUCUGCGGCCAAGGCUGUUGCUGAUGCUGUCAGAACUAGUCUUGGUCCUCGCGGUAUGGACAAAAUGAUUCAGAGUGCUAAUGGGGAUGUGACCAUUACCAAUGAUGGAGCGACCAUUCUUAAACAGAUCCAGGUCUUACAUCCUGCAGCAAAAAUGCUUGUGGAGCUGUCCAAGGCCCAAGACAUUGAAGCUGGAGAUGGUACUACAUCAGUUGUUGUUAUUGCAGGCAGUCUUCUUGCAGCAGCUUCAAAUCUUCUCAAAAAGGGCAUUCAUCCUACGACCAUCUCUGAAUCUUUCCAUCGUGCGGCAGAGAAGGCUGUAGAGAUCCUAACUGAAAUGGCAGUGCCGAUUGAUCUGAGCGAUCGAGAGACACUCAUCAAGAGCGCUAGUACCUCUCUCAAUUCUAAGGUUGUUUCACAGUACUCAAGUCUCUUAGCCCCUCUCUCCGUGGACGCAGUGUUAAGAAUCAUCGAUCCCAAGAGUCCCAACUCCGUUGAUCUUAGGGAUGUCAAGAUCAUCAAGAAACUGGGUGGUACCAUUGAAGAUACUGAGCUGAUUGACGGCAUGGUGUUCGCCCAGAGGUCAGCAGGAAGCGGUGGACCCACUAAGGUGGAGAAGGCUCGCAUUGGACUCAUCCAGUUCUGCCUCUCACCACCAAAAACAGACAUGGACAACCAAGUGGUAGUGUCUGACUACACCCAGAUGGAUCGUGUGUUGCGUGAGGAGAGAGCGUACAUUCUGAACCUUGUCAAACAGAUCAAGAAGGCUGGCUGUAAUGUCUUACUCAUCCAAAAAUCUAUUCUUAGGGAUGCUCUGAAUGAUCUAGCGCUGCACUUCCUGACCAAGAUGAAGAUCAUGGUGGUCAAGGAUAUUGAGAGAGAAGACAUUGAGUUCAUCUGCAAGUCCAUCAACUGCAAGCCCAUUGCCAGCAUAGACCACUUCACGGCGGAGAUGUUGGCCUCAGCUGAACUAGUUGAAGAGGUUGCUACAGGAACUAGUAAAGUAGUCAAGGUCACAGGAGCAGCCAACCCAGGAAGAACGCUGACAGUCUUGAUCCGUGGCUCCAACAAGCUCGUCCUAGAAGAGGCGGAUCGCUCCAUCCAUGAUGCUCUCUGUGUCAUCCGCUGUCUCGUCAAGAACAAGGCCCUCAUCGCCGGUGGAGGAGCCCCUGAGAUUGAGGUAUCCCAUCGCAUGAUGGAGUACGCUCACAGCUUGACCGGGAUGGAAGGCUACUGCUUCAGCGCCUUCGCUGAAGCUCUGGAGGUCAUACCAUCCACCCUGGCUGAGAAUGCUGGUCUGAAUCCAAUCUCUGUGGUGACUGAGUUGAGAAACAGACACGCACACGGGGAGAAGACGGCAGGGAUCAAUGUUCGCAAGGGUGCAAUUACAAAUAUUCUGGAGGAGAAUGUUGUCCAACCUUUAUUAGUAUCAACCAGUGCUAUCAAGCUAGCAGCAGAAUGCGUCACAAGUAUCAUGAAAAUCGAUGACAUUGUCAUCACAGGAUAGAUUAAAAAAAGACUACUCUUCGUCGUUUACAACAAAAAAUAAACGUUAUGUGAUGUGGAUGCCCUGCUGUGCCAGACGUUUCUACCAGACUUUUAUGGACUCGUCCUGACUUCAACACAAAUGCAUGCAAAGCAAAACUGUACCUUGUAGUCUUGUGAGUCAAUUGUGCAAAUCUUCAACGUUCUUCUUUGGUCCAUCUUAUAACGAUUGACAUGUGAAGUUUAAAACCCAAGCUAUCCCCAAUUCAGAGUUUGAUUUGGAAGAAUUAAGCACCGCACAGCUAAACCAACCAUGCUUAGCAUGAGGUGAGGCAACACCAAGCUUGAUCAUUUUGCGAGUCCGCUAGUCUUGGUGGUUAGUUUACAUAUAUCUGAAGCCAUUUAUUCACUUCAUGUAAAGCAUGAACCAUGCAAUAAGACAGGAUGCUGAAAUCUGCCCUUCGUCAACAAUUCUUGUUCUUGCUAAUAGUUGUGUACACAUUUGUUUUGAACUUACCUUUUGAAAGCAGGCUUGAUAUUCUUUCUGCAUCAUUCAGAUUUCUGAAUUUGUUUGCCCUCAGGAAAAUCAGAAAGUGUUUUCAAAAAAACCGAGGUUGACCCAGGGAAGCUAAACGAACGCACCCUGUAUUGAUAAAUUACUGAAUGACUCAUGCCGAAAUAAAA
Asterias rubens (European starfish) is the source of this 2427-nucleotide messenger RNA. Its product is annotated as T-complex protein 1 subunit delta-like. Lineage: Eukaryota; Metazoa; Echinodermata; Asteroidea; Forcipulatida; Asteriidae. Bases 161 to 1765 code for a protein of 534 amino acids. Gene Ontology annotation, biological process: protein folding. Gene Ontology annotation, molecular function: ATP binding; ATP hydrolysis activity; ATP-dependent protein folding chaperone. Gene Ontology annotation, cellular component: chaperonin-containing T-complex. The record is from RefSeq and is a predicted model, not a curated record. The transcript is spliced from 13 exons.